AUGGCACAGCCAAAAAUUGUACCUCCUGGACCAGACAGCUUUUGCCAUUUUACUAGCGAAUCUCUUAAAGCUAUAGAAAGGCGCAUUGAAGAAGAAAAUGCUAAGAAAUCAAAACAGGAACAAAGAGGUGAUGAAGAGAAUGGUCCAAAACCAAACAUUGACUUAGGAGCUGGUAAAACAUUGCCAUUUAUAUAUGGGGACAUACCUCCAGGAAUGGUGUCAAAGGCCUUGGAAGAUCUUGAUCCAUAUUAUGCCAAUAAGAAAACUUUCAUAGUAUUGAAUAAAGGGAAGACAAUCUUUCGCUUCAGCGCCACACCUGCAUUGUACAUUUUAACCCCUUUCAACCCUGUGCGAAAAGUGGCUAUAAAGAUUUUGGUACACUCUUUAUUCAGCCUGCUAAUCAUGUGCACUAUUUUGACUAAUUGCGUGCUCAUGGCCAAGAACAGCACUUCAGACUGGGCGAAGAUUCUGGAGUAUACGUUUACUGCCAUCUAUACUUUAGAGGCAGUGAUAAAAAUACUUGCACGGGGCUUCUGCCUAGAAAUAUUUACAUUCCUGAGAGAUCCCUGGAACUGGCUUGACUUCACUGUCAUUGUAAUGGCAUAUGUAACAGAAUUUAUAGACCUAGGCAAUGUUUCAGCUCUUCGAACUUUCAGAGUAUUGAGAGCUUUGAAAACGAUUUCUGUAAUCCCAGGACUAAAGACUAUUGUGGGAGCGCUGAUUCAGUCAGUUAAGAAGCUUUCAGAUGUCAUGAUUCUUACAGUGUUCUGUCUCAGCGUAUUUGCACUCAUAGGGCUGCAGCUUUUCAUGGGACACUUGAGAAAUAAGUGUGUGCUCUGGCCUUAUGAGGCAAAUGUAGACAUAAAAGUAUUUUCCCAUAGGAAUCAAGUCAUAUUUUACAAACUGGAAGGUCAGAAAGAUCCUCUGCUUUGUGGUAACUCCUCAGAUGCUGGACAGUGUCCAGAUGGUUACGUGUGUCACAAAACUGGAAAAAAUCCUAACUAUGGCUACACGAGCUUUGAUUCCUUUGGCUGGGCUUUCUUAUCACUUUUUCGGCUAAUGACUCAAGAUUAUUGGGAAAAUCUUUACCAGCAGACAUUAAGAGCUUCUGGCAAAACCUAUAUGAUCUUUUUUGUGCUGGUGAUUUUCUUGGGCUCCUUCUACUUGGUCAAUCUGAUCUUGGCUGUGGUUGCUAUGGCUUAUGAGGAACAGAAUCAGGCAACACUAGAAGAAGCAGAACAGAAAGAAGCAGAAUUUCAGAAAAUGCUUGAACAAUUACGGAGACAACAAGAGGAAGCUCAGAACACAGCUGCAGCUGUUAUAGAAGCAUGGGCUGGGUCACAAGAAUUCAGUGAUGAUAUCAGGCAAGAAGAAAAUUCUGAUACCUCAUCUUGUAUAUCAGUUCUGAGUACUAAGAGUGCCAAAGAAAGGACGAACCGGAAAAAGCGACGACAACAGUCACUGCUGAGCCACCACAGCCCUUUGUUUUCUUCAAGACGAAAUAGCAGAAGCAGCAUUUACAGCUUUAGAGAUCAUGCUAAAGAUGUAGGGUCAGAAAAUAAUUUUGCUGAUGACGAGCACAGCACUUUUGAAGAUAAUUGGAGUAGAAGGGAUUCUCUUUUCGUGCCUGGAAGACAAAGAGAGCGCUGUAAUAGCAACAUUAGUCAGACAAGCAGAUCAUCUAGAAAUGUGCCUCUACUUUCAAUGAAUGGAAAAAUGCACAGUACUGUGGACUGUAAUGGAGUGGUUUCUCUGGUUAGUGGAUCAUGCGCUCCUAUUGGACUUUUCCAAGAGGGAACUACUACAGAGAUUGAUGUAAUAAAGAGAAGGGGGUCAUACAAAAUGUCCAUGGAUCUGCUGGAAUUUCCAACUUUACAGCAAAGAGCCUUAAGUUUAGCAAGUGUAAUAACAAAUACAAUGGAAGAGCUUGAAGAAUCAAGGCAAAAAUGUCCCCCUUGUUGGUAUCAAUUUGCUAAAACCUUUUUAAUCUGGGACUGCAGUGAAAGAUGGCUGAACGUGAAACAGAUUGUAAAGCUAAUUGUGAUGGACCCAUUUGUAGAUCUUGCUAUAACAAUCUGUAUUGUGUUAAACACUCUAUUCAUGGCUAUGGAACAUUUUCCAAUGACACAAAACUUUGGUGAUGUUCUAUCUAUAGGGAACCAGGUUUUCACUGGCAUAUUUACAGCUGAAAUGGUAUUUAAGCUGAUUGCCCUAGAUCCAUACUAUUAUUUUCAAAAAGGAUGGAAUAUUUUUGAUGGAAUCAUUGUGAGCAUUAGCUUGGUGGAUAUUGCACUAUCAAGCUCUCGAGGAUUUGCAGUUCUUCGGUCAUUUAGAUUGCUUCGUGUGUUCAAGCUUGCAAAAUCAUGGCCUACACUAAACAUGCUGAUAAAGAUUAUAGGCAACUCUGUAGGAGCAUUGGGAAACCUGACCUUGGUGUUAGCUAUUAUUGUAUUUAUUUUUGCUGUGGUUGGCAUGCAGCUGUUUGGUAAAAGUUACAAGGAUUGUGUCUGCAAACUAAACGAAAACUGUGAACUUCCUCGGUGGCAUAUGAAUGACUUCUACCAUUCUUUCCUUAUUGUGUUCCGAGUUUUAUGUGGGGAAUGGAUAGAAACUAUGUGGGACUGCAUGGAGGUUUCAGGACAAGCUAUGUGCAUCAUUGUUUUUAUGUUGGUGAUGGUCAUUGGAAAUCUAGUGGUACUGAAUUUGUUUUUGGCUUUGCUUUUAAGCUCGUUCAGUUCCGAAAAUCUUUCUGCAACAGAUGAUGACAAGGAAAUGAAUAAUCUACAGAUUGCAGUGGCGAGAAUAAAGAGGGGAGUUCGCUAUGUUAAAAAGUGUUUAAAUGACUUCUUCCAAAUAUUAUUUUUCAAAAGUCUAAAUAACAUUAAGCAACACGAAGAACUUCAGAACAAUAAAGAUAGCUGCCUGAACAAUGCUAUUGUGGAUAUAACAAAGGAGCAAAAUUGCAAAAGAGAUGGAAACGGAACUAACAGCGGGAUAGGCAGUAGUGUUGAAAUAAAUGAACAUGAAGAAAAAGAAUAUACAAACAUUGCCAACAAUCAACACCUCACUGUAGCUGUGCCUAUUGCUAUAGGAGAGUCAGAUUUCGAACAUGUUAACACAGAAGACUUCAGUAGUGAAUCAGAGCCAGAAGAAAGCAAAGAGAAAUUGAAGAUUUCCAGUCCAUCAGAGGGAAGCACUAUUGACCUAAGAUCACUUGGAGGAGAACAUAUAAUGAUUGAUAAUGAGUUUGAUGGGGCCCUUGAUCCUGAGCCAUGUUUUAAUGAAUACUGUGUAAGGAACUGUGUGUGCUGUCAAAUCAGCACAGAAGAUGGAAUUGGCAAAACCUUUUGGAAUCUCAGGAAAACCUGCUACACUAUUGUUGAACACAACUGGUUUGAAUCAUUCAUUAUUUUUAUGAUCCUUCUUAGCAGUGGUGCCUUGGCAUUUGAAGACAUUCAUAUUGAAAAAAAUAAAAAUCUCAAAACAGUGUUGGAAUUCACUGAUAAAGUCUUCACCUACAUUUUUAUAUUAGAAAUGAUGCUCAAAUGGGUGGCAUAUGGAUUUGUAAAAUAUUUCACUAAUGCCUGGUGCUGGUUAGACUUCGUGAUUGUUGAUAUCUCUUUGAUCUGCCUUACUGCUAAUGCCUUGGGAUACUCACAUUUAGGGGCAAUCAAGUCACUUAGAACACUAAGAGCACUGAGACCUCUUAGAGCCCUCUCACGUUUUGAAGGCAUGAAGGUGGUUGUGAAUGCCCUUCUUGGAGCUAUUCCAUCUAUUAUGAAUGUGCUACUUGUUUGCCUUAUUUUCUGGCUAAUUUUCAGUAUCAUGGGCGUAAACCUACUUGCCGGCAAGUUCUACGAGUGCAUCAAUUUCACAACGGGAAUACGAUUUAGUAUCUCAGAUGUAAAAAAUAUAACCGAUUGUAACGCAUUAUCAAAUGUAUCUGCACGAUGGAGAAAUGUUCCAGUUAAUUUUGAUAAUGUUGCAGCGGGAUACCUUGCUUUGCUUCAAGUGGCCACCUUUAAAGGAUGGACAGAAAUUAUGUAUGCAGCUGUUGAUUCCAGAGGGCAAAAUGAACAACCAAAAUAUGAGGAGAAUCUAUAUAUGUAUAUUUAUUUUGUAGUCUUCAUUAUAUUUGGAUCAUUCUUCACAUUGAAUCUCUUCAUUGGUGUCAUAAUUGAUAAUUUUAACCAACAAAAAAGGAAGAUAAGUGGGCAAGAUAUUUUCAUGACAGAGGAACAGAAGAAGUAUUAUAAUGCAAUGAAAAAACUAGGAUCAAAAAAACCACAAAAACCUAUUCCCAGACCCAUGAAUGUUUUCCAGGGUUUGGUUUUUGAUAUCGUAACUAAGCAAGUAUUUGAUAUCUUUAUAAUGGUGCUUAUCUGCCUUAACAUGAUCACCAUGAUGAUUGAAACAGAUGAUCAGAGCCCAGAAAUGGAAAAUAACCUAUACUGGAUAAAUGUCGUCUUUAUAGCUCUUUUCACCGGAGAAUUUCUUCUCAAAUUGAUUGCCCUGCGUUAUUAUUACUUCACUAUAGGCUGGAACAUAUUUGAUUUAGUUGUGGUGAUUCUCUCUAUUGUAGGUAUGUUUCUGUCAAACUUGAUUGAAAAAUAUUUUUUUUCACCAACUUUAUUUAGAGUUAUACGCCUUGCUAGAAUUGGGAGAAUUCUGCGCCUCAUCAAAGGAGCAAAGGGAAUUCGUACAUUACUUUUUGCUUUAAUGAUGUCCCUUCCUGCCUUGUUCAAUAUAGGUCUUCUUCUAUUCUUAGUAAUGUUCAUUUAUGCAAUUUUUGGAAUGUCCAACUUUGCCUAUGUUAAGAAAGAAACUGGAAUUGAUGAUAUGUUCAACUUUGAAACUUUUGGCAACAGCAUGAUCUGCUUAUUCCAGAUCACGACAUCUGCUGGGUGGAAUUAUUUGCUUGCGCCAAUGCUAAACAGUGGACCACCAGACUGUGACCCAAAUAAAGAACAUCCAGGGAGUUCUGCUAAAGGUGAUUGUGGCAAUCCUUCAGUUGGAAUUUUCUUCUUUGUCAGUUAUAUAAUUAUAUCAUUUUUAAUUGUGGUAAACAUGUACAUUGCAGUGAUUUUGGAAAAUUUCAGUGUUGCUACUGAAGAGAGUGCAGAACCACUGGGAGAAGAUGAUUUUGAGAGGUUUUAUGAAGUUUGGGAAAAGUUUGACCCAACUGCUUCACAAUUUAUUGAAUAUAAUAAGCUUUCUGAUUUUGCAGAUGAAUUAGAUCCACCUCUGCGUGUACCUAAACCAAAUAAUAUUCAGCUCAUUGCUAUGGAUCUGCCUAUGGUAAGUGGGGACAGAAUUCACUGCCUUGAUAUCCUGUUUGCAUUUGCAAAGCGUGUAUUAGGAGAAGGUGGAGAGAUGGAUUCUCUUCGUCAACCAAUGGAAGAGCGUUUUAUGGAAGCCAAUCCUUCAAAAGUUCCCUACGAACCAAUCACCACCACCUUAAGACGAAAACAGGAGGAACUGUCUGCUAUAACAAUCCAGCAUUGGUACCGGAAGUGCCGCUUAAGAAAAAUGGAGCAAGAUGUCAUUGUCAAAAUAAGAAAGCAAAAAAUUGGCUUAAUUAAGUCUAAAAACUCUAAAACAGAAACAGCAGAUAUGUCAGCUUUCUUAACUUUACCACCUUCCUACGGUAGUGUAAAAAAGUAUCCAAAAAGAAAAUUAUUAUAA
Bombina bombina (fire-bellied toad) is the source of this 5685-nucleotide messenger RNA. RefSeq names its product sodium channel protein type 2 subunit alpha-like. Gene Ontology annotation, cellular component: axon; plasma membrane; voltage-gated sodium channel complex. The transcript has 28 exons. Gene Ontology annotation, biological process: membrane depolarization during action potential; sodium ion transmembrane transport; neuronal action potential. Lineage: Eukaryota; Metazoa; Chordata; Amphibia; Anura; Bombinatoridae. Gene Ontology annotation, molecular function: voltage-gated sodium channel activity. The coding region runs from base 1 to 5685 and encodes 1894 amino acids. The record is from RefSeq and is a predicted model, not a curated record.